AUGGCAUUUACCCUUUACUCCCUCAUUCAAGCAGCAAUUUUGUGCGUGAAUGCGGUGGCUGUACUACACGAAGAGCGGUUUUUGAGUAGAAUUGGAUGGGGAGUGGACCAGGGCGUUGGUGGCUUCGGCGAUGAACCAGGCAUCAAAGUUCAGCUGAUGAACCUGAUUCGUUCUGUGCGAACCGUCAUGAGAGUGCCUUUGAUCGCAGUGAAUUCCGUGUGUAUCGUUUUGUUGCUGCUAUUUGGAUAA
Molecule: messenger RNA, 249 nt
Organism: Nerophis lumbriciformis (worm pipefish)
Lineage: Eukaryota; Metazoa; Chordata; Actinopteri; Syngnathiformes; Syngnathidae
Source: RefSeq, a predicted model, not a curated record